Agelaius phoeniceus (red-winged blackbird) is the source of this 2726-nucleotide messenger RNA. The record is from RefSeq and is a predicted model, not a curated record. NCBI's taxonomy places the organism in Eukaryota, Metazoa, Chordata, Aves, Passeriformes, Icteridae.
CCGUCGCCGCCGCCCCGGCCCGUGGGAACAAAGGGAGCGCGGCCGUGCCGAGCGGAAGUACAAAUAUAAUGUCAGGUGGCUGAAAAUUUGACUAUCAAAAUGUCAAAAAGGCCAUCCUAUGCCCCACCUCCCACCCCAGCUCCUGCAACCCAAAUGCCCAGCACCCCAGGGUUUGUGGGAUACAAUCCAUACAGCCAUCUGGCCUACAACAACUACAGGCUGGGAGGGAACCCGGGCACCAACAGCCGGGUCACGGUAGGAGAAUCAACUAUUACAUCCUCCAGCAGACACCAGGAGCUGACCAGAAAUGGCUUUAGGGCUUCCUCUGGUAUUACCAUUCCAAAGCCCCCCAAACCCCCAGACAAGCCCCUGAUGCCCUACAUGAGGUACAGCCGGAAGGUCUGGGACCAAGUGAAGGCGUCCAAUCCUGAUUUGAAGUUAUGGGAAAUUGGCAAGAUUAUUGGAGGAAUGUGGCGAGAUCUCACUGAUGAAGAGAAGCAAGAGUAUUUGAAUGAAUAUGAAGCUGAAAAGAUCGAGUACAACGAGUCCAUGAAGGCCUACCACAACUCCCCUGCCUACCUGGCCUACAUCAACGCCAAGAGCCGCGCCGAGGCGGCGCUGGAAGAGGAGAGCCGGCAGCGGCAGUCGCGCAUGGAGAAGGGGGAGCCCUACAUGAGCAUCCAGCCCGCGGAGGAUCCCGAUGAUUACGACGAUGGGUUCUCCAUGAAGCACACGGCCACGGCUCGCUUCCAGAGGAACCACCGGCUCAUCAGCGAGAUCCUGAGCGAGAGCGUGGUGCCCGACGUCCGCUCUGUGGUCACCACAGCCAGAAUGCAAGUCCUGAAACGCCAGGUUCAGUCCUUGAUGGUUCAUCAGCGUAAGCUCGAAGCUGAGCUGCUGCAAAUUGAGGAGCGUCACCAGGAAAAGAAGAGGAAGUUUUUGGAAAGCACAGACUCUUUCAACAACGAGCUUAAAAGGUUAUGCAGUUUGAAGGUGGAAGUGGAUAUGGAAAAAAUUGCAGCUGAAAUUGCUCAAGCUGAGGAGCAGGCUCGCAAGAGACAGGAGGAAAGGGAAAAGGAAGCAGCUGAGCAAGCUGAGCGCAGUCAGAACAGCCUGGCAGCUGAGGAGGAGCAGGCAGCCAGCAAGGGGGAGGAGAAGAAAGAAGAGGAGAGCACUCCAAUGGAGACAGAAGAGCCUCACCCAGAAGAGAGCACAGACAACCAGCAGAACGGUGAAGAAGGAACCUCCACCCCAGAGGACAAGGAGAGUGGGCAGGAAGGGGUGGACAGCACAGCUGAGGAGGGAACCAGCGACAGCAACACCGGCUCAGAGAGCAACAGCGCCACCGUGGAGGAGCCGCCCGCAGACCCCAUCGCUGAGGAGGGCGAGAAGAAAGAAUAAUCACUGACUCAGUUCCUGUGUCUCUGUAAUGAAGUACUGUUUGAUUUCAGAGCGUGCUCUGCGCCUGUUGUACCUUCCCUGCCUCUGUCACUUGUCUCCAGAGGAUGCCAGGGCUUAGUGACACGCCAGGUUAUCAGCGUAGCAAGGUGAAGGGGCCUGGAGAGGUACAGGGUGUCCUGCAGCAGGCAGAAAAGGAACCUCAUGUGUCUAAACACAGCUGUUACAGUCUGGAGAGGUGCUUAUAUCACUUGUAUUUCUUCCCUAGAAAGACUAGAAACCACUGGGUUUGGUUUCUAGAUGAGAAAUCAGGCCUUUUCCCUUUCUUCUGGUGCCAUGGACACUCUGGCACUUUUCCCCAAAGGCCCUUCCUGCCCCUUUGUGGCACAGGUGUGUCACCUGUGCUGCAGUCCUGGCCUGACUGCAUGAGGGACCUGCUCCUGGCAGGGGCACUGGCUUUCUGGAGAGGCUGGAAUGUGGCUGAAGCAUUCAGACCUUUUCUUACUAUGGAGCAAAGACUUCAUGUCUCCCCAGGGUGUCCCCUGGAGCCUCUCCUUCCCUAACAACUCCAAAAGUCUCCUGUGUCCCACAGCUACUGCACUGCCUGUCAACAAGGGCAAUUUCUGCUGCAGCCUCCCCAGCCCAUGCUUUUAAAGAAAGCUCUCAGUCCUCAGGAGCAGCUCCAGAGUGAGUCUGAAAGUCUGGGAUUUUGGGGAUUUUUGGUGUAACUUGUUUUUCUAGAGUAGCUGCUCUGCUGUGGUGGAAACUUGUUCAUGGUCUGUGUGUGGCAUGUCAGGAGAUCCAGUUCCAAAGGGCUCAGUGUAGUCUUGCAGGAAAUGACACAUCAUGAGGGAUUUUUUUUCUGUGGUGCAGAAUUCUUUUCAACAAGCCUUUGCUUUCCCAAUUAACUUCUUUUAUUUGCUACCAAGAUACCCUGGUGUGGCCUCAGCCAGAGACCUGGCACAGAACAGAGCAGGAGGGCGUUUAGACACGCACAUGUUCUCUGAGCAGACAGUCACUGAUAUGGCACAAAUGGUAAAAAAUAGUAGUUUUGCUUGUCAUGAGCUUUCAGAACCUCUGGAGACUCUACAAAUGUACUGAAAAGGCCGUAAUUUGCCCUAUAUAAGCAAAACCCCACAAAUAUAUAUAUUGAAUUGUGGCCACAGCCACGGGCCACUUCUUGACUUAACAACUGAGGGAACAUAUAAUGUUUCAGUGAACUGAUGUGUAUUUGCAGAGCAGUGGGUCUAUCAGCUGGUGUUUUUUAAAUCCCUUUUUUUUUAAUGGUCUAAAAAUAAUAAAAUCCAACAUGUUUGGUUUUUUUUAAA